Molecule: messenger RNA, 863 nt
Organism: Mollisia scopiformis
Lineage: Eukaryota; Fungi; Ascomycota; Leotiomycetes; Helotiales; Mollisiaceae
Exons: 2
Coding region: 131-607 (158 amino acids)
Source: RefSeq, a predicted model, not a curated record
GAGGAAUCCGGGGAGAUCAAAACGACGAAUAAUCCAGCACGAGCUGCCUCAUCUUCUUUAACUUUGGAGGAUGGGAAUAGAUCAAAAGUUGGGUCUCAUUAUAUGAGAUUCGGUUCAGACCCUCCGGAGAAUGCAUGAUUGGAUUCCACACACCUUUAGACUUGUCGCCCAUCUUCUCGUCGCCAACAGCCUCCUGACGGUAGUAAUCGGCCAGCAAGACAUCGGCAUCAGUCUCCUUGGCUAUGAAACCAAGAUCCUUCGACCUCGCGAUUCUGUCUCUAACAAACUCCUCUGGGGCACCAGCAGGGAUACCGUGAAUUCCUCCUUUGGUCUCAGUCAUGGUCUCUUUAUCAGCGUUCAUUGUCAUGGUCUUUUCGACGGAGCCAUCAGGGUUUAUGACCUGAAAGCUGCUUGGAGGAACGUAGAUACCCUGGUCCUUUGUAUCCUUCUCGAACAUUUCGAAGAGGGGUACGAAGGUCGUAUGGAGAGUGAAUACGUCAAGGAGAUUGGGAUUCUCGUCAGACCAACGCUUGUGAAUACUGAUAAAAGUCUUGCGACAGCUCUCGACCAUUUCUUUCUCGGAAGGGGAGAGAUGGGCGGAUGCUAGGAGGAUGUUGAGAGAGUUGAUGACGCCGGUAGAUUUAUUGAUAGAGUUUUUGAAGGCUCCGUUCUUGAAGUUUUGCUGAUGAACUCCAAUGAGGAUACUGUCGCGAUAGGCGUCGUACAUCUUGGGGUUUGCCAUGGCAAUGGUUUGGUUCCAUCUGCUGACUGUCUGUUAGCAUGCUCUCUUCACAGAUGGCAUGGGAAUAAUCUCUCGCGAUUGAAAAUUUGAUAGAUGCACUUACUCUCUGGUGACACUUCGC